Porites lobata is the source of this 764-nucleotide messenger RNA. The record is from the annotation of a GenBank genome assembly. Lineage: Eukaryota; Metazoa; Cnidaria; Anthozoa; Scleractinia; Poritidae.
GUGAAUGCCAUAGAAAAAAAGAGAUGUCCGACACAAAUGUGUCCACGAAAUAAAGGUCUAGAGAAGAAACCUGAAACUAACAAGUCCAAAGAUAAAUGUGGUAGGUGUGGUUACGAUAAGACCCACAAGAAAAGUCCAGCAAUGGGACAACAGUGUGGACUCUGUAAGACGAUGAAUCAUUAUGCAAAGUUCUGCAGAUCAAAAGAAGUCCACAAUCUUGAAGACGUAGAGGACUCCGGUCCAGAAGAAGAAGAAAGUGAGAAGGAAUUACCCCUCUUUGUGUUCUCAUUGGAAUCAAGCAGUGUGAAGGAAGAUGCGCAGUUCUAUGAAACUGCUGAAAAAGAAGGUGCUCAGGUGCGACUUCAGCUGGAUAGUGGUGCAAAAGCAAGUGACAUGUCAGCAAAGGUCUACAGCAACCUCAGACGUGGAUCCCCACCACCCCUGAAAAGACAAGCACAGCAUUGAUUUCCUUUUCCAAGCACAAACUGAAACCUAACGGCGAAGUUGUGCUGACUACGAGAUACAAAGAUCAGGUGGAAGACGUACGAUUUUUCGUCGUGUCUGGGAUUGAAUCGGUGCUUAAUGGACACAAAUGCAUUAAACUUGGCUUUCUGAAGAAAGUACAUCAACUCACAUGCAAGAAACCUGGCGCAAAGGUGGAGCUGGAUGAUUUCCCAGAGCUCUCCACGGCAUUGGGAUGUAUGCCUGGCACUUAUCACAUACAAAUGGCCAACACUUUCAGCAUUUUAGACACCAAGAGUUAA